Linum trigynum is the source of this 3044-nucleotide messenger RNA. The record is from the annotation of a GenBank genome assembly. NCBI's taxonomy places the organism in Eukaryota, Viridiplantae, Streptophyta, Magnoliopsida, Malpighiales, Linaceae.
GAAGACUGAAACAGAACUCUCUCUCUCUCUCUGUUAUCUCAGAGACCGAGUGACCGGCGAGAGCAGAAAAUGAAGAACACUAGCUUUCCCCUUCCCUCUCCCACUUCCUAGCCGUUUCCCAAAAAAACCUCCGCAAAACCUUCCUUUCUCUCUCUACCGAGAAAAAAAACAAACAAACUUCCGCCAUUCCUUCCGAGUCAACUCGCGCAGCUAUGGAGCCCCAGUUCCCCGACGACUUCAAGUGCCCGAUUUCCCUCGAAGUAAUGUCCGACCCAGUAAUCCUCCCCUCCGGCCACACCUUCGACCGCUCUUCCAUCCAGCGGUGGCUCGACUCCGGCCACCGCACUUGCCCAAUCACCAAUCUCCCCUUGCCCGACCACCCUUCCUUAAUCCCCAACCACGCCCUCCGCAGCUUGAUUUCCAACUACGCCCACAUCUCCUCCUCCCCCAAACUCCACCUCCGUCACCCGCCGCCGGAAACCCUAAUCUCCACCCUCACUUCCCCCCGAUCCGCCACUCCCAAUUCCAAGCUCGAUUCCCUCUCCCACCUCGCCAAGCUCACCAAAUUCGACCCUUCCCUCCGACGCCAGCUAGCCGAAUCAGGCGCCCUCUCCGCCGUCUUCAAUUGCCUCGAUUCCCCGUCUUUCCAAGAGAAAUCCCUCUCCCUCCUCCUCAAUCUAUCCCUCGACGACGACAACAAGGUCGGGCUGGUCGCGGAGGGCGCAAUCGGCCGGGUCGUUAGCGUUCUCCGGGCCGGGUCGUCGCCCAUUUCCCGGGCAAUCGGGUGCACCGUGUUGACCAGCCUCGCGGUGGUCGAAGUCAACAAGGCGACGAUUGGAGCUUACCCGGACGCGAUUCGAUCGCUCGUGAACCUGCUCGAUUGCGGGAAAGGAAGGGAAGUGAAGGAAGCGGCGACGGCUCUCUAUGCCGUUUGCUCGUUUCCGGAUAACCGGAGGCGGGCGGUGGAAUGCGGGGCUGUGGCGGUUCUGGCGAGGCUGGUCGGCGGUGGUGGGGCGGGGCUGGAGAGGGCUGUGGAGGUUUUGAGCUCGCUGGUGAAGUGCAGAGAAGGCAGAGUUGAAAUGGGUCGGGUUUUCGGGUUCGUCGGGGUUUUGGUACAAGUGAUUAGCUUUGGGGGGGAGAAGGGGAUUCAAUGUGCUCUGUUUACGCUCAAUGCUUUGUGUUUGCAUAGCGAGGAGGUCUGCGACGAAGCUCGAGGGCAAGGUGUAAUGGAGAUUUGUGUUGGGUUGAGGGAAGAUGAUGAGAAUGAGAAGAUUAGAAGGAAUGCUUCUAGCUUGGUUCAGACUCUGAGUGGCAGCAAUUGAUAGUGUGAGGAACUGGAUGAAUGGAAUGGUGAAAUCUUCUUGAGGUAUUUCGGUUUUGAUUUCGCCAUAUGUUUUGCUCUGUAGAAAUGUAGGGGAUUAGGAUAACUUGUUUAUUUCUUCUUAGGGUUCGUUUUUGUUAUGUUUAUUCCAUGUACAUUGUCAAUAAACCACACGAACUGUCAGGAUCAAAUGUUGUAGUACAAAAGAAAGAAAGAAAGAAAGAAAGGGAUUUCAGAUAAAUAUCCGGCUGAUCGUUCCAACUUGCAAUCUUGUUACAGAUUUAGAAAGAAAUUUUUGGUUUAUCUUUCGUUACUUGGUAAAUCUGAACUCCUUUCGUGCAUUGUACUGGUUCAUUUGAUUUAUGAUGGAUCAUGUAUCUAAUCUUUAUGACAUUGCAGUCAUAGUUGCUAGAGAUAACAUUGACAUUGUAAAUUCGUCGAUUGAUCGACAACAGCGAUCACUCGGGGCCUUGCCAGCCAAAAGCGAAAAUUUUAUGAAACUUUGCUAAUGUACAUCAUUUUAGUGCCUAUUGUAGAGUAUCUGUUGUACAUAGAUCUCAAAUUUCUACUGUUGCGGUUUACAGAUGUAAUAGCACUCUUGAAUCACUGACAGGGAAAACUGUGUUUCGAGAGGUCAGAUUCAUGCUUCGAGUUUUGCCCUCGAUCCAGUCUUUGAUACUUGAGUUUCUGGUUUAUCUGGUGUUGCCUCCCGCCUAGUUAGGCCAUGAUGACAUGUUAGAUUCUUGUCUCGAGCUUUUUGCUUUUGUGUAGUGUUUUCCUGCCAGUGGCAACUUUGUGCCUCCUGAUCUGGUCUGGAAUGGACUAUUUCUUCGAAAGGGGACGGCUUUAUUUGAUCCGAUGAGAUCUCUGUCGAGGGUUUUUGCCUUUUUGGUAUUGGUUGGUUGGUAGUGAAGAGGAGUCUGUUUCUUGUGAAAGUUUGCCAAAUUUGACUACGUUAGAGAGAGAAUGCAGGUCUAAUGUUGCCGGAGGAUUAUACAAUUUAUAUAUUGAUAGCGUAAGGCUUUGUACAAACAGUAUAGUUAUAAUCCAAAGUUGUACCAUAACGUACAAUUUGAACUCAUCCUGCUGUGUAUUACCUGACUUGAUCCGCGAUGGUGAGGGCGUUACCCUGUACGCAAUAACAUGGGGCGAGACAUGAGUAUCUAAUUCCAACUCGCCCUGCCCUGCCUCGUCCCGUUCUCGGCCCAUUCUAUUUUAAUUUCUUACCAUGUUUAUUCAUAUUUCUCAUGUUUUGACUUUUCUCCAACUAAUUAGAUUUGAUCUUUCAACUAGUUAGACUCAAUUAUACAUUCUAUUAUACGACUAUUUUCCAUUCACAAAUAAAGUGUUUCCUUUAUUUUAUUGUAAAACAUAAUAUUUUGCUUUAUUUUUUCCAAAUAAAGUGUUCUCACUCUAGUUUCCAACUUUAGCUCAGUUAUCACGACAAAAAAGAGUGCAUCCUAAGGUGUGGGAUACGGUGCAAUGAAAGACAACAAGAAAAAAAUGGCAAAUGGGACGCAGAUUAAUUGCACACUUAAGAGUUAAGAGUGUGGUUUUGGAUUUGUAGUGAUCAUGGCAGCCCUAAUUAGUGGUUGAUGAAAUUGCGGGCGAGGACGAGAGAAUAUCAAUUUACGUUGGAACACGCUUGAUGAAUGUAGUCAAAAAAGUUUCUAGAUAGAAACGUUUUGAUGAUUUUAAAGCGUAAAAAAUUGUAAGUUUUUAA